AUGGGCGGUGCCAUGCCGGGACCCUAUGCCAAUCUAGGAUAUUUCACUGGCUUUCCCGACCCCGUAGGACUCACUGCCCCCAAAUCAUCGAGGAACCGAAGGAAGUCGGCACCAGGUUUCGAUCACGUCAAGCACCGCCGCACGAGGUCUGGGUGCUACAUGUGUAGGAGAUGCCGGAAAGGCAAUCGCGAAUGCAUUUAUCCGGAGGCCCCGGCAACCAAGGGCUCGUCAGCCCAGUCAACGACACCCAAAGAUGGAUCGGCUACUCAGGAGACCAGUCCCGACUCCUCUAAUGAUGCUGAGGAUCGAGAAGAGGACGCUGAGCCCGCCGGGUUGGACACCAUUCUCGACGAGGACGAAGGGGACGAAGUAUCCUACCAGAAGCAGUUUUCUGGGCCAGGUGGAUGCAGCGCAGCCUCGUCCACUCUGCAGCGCACAGGGGGCGCACGCCUUGGCUCCGAGACGCCGUCGUACGAAGGGGCCAAAAGCGCUUCACCUUCUGCGUCUACGAGUAGUAAAGCAACCACCACAUAUGCGGUGCCAGAUCUCGCCAUUCUUUCCCUGAGUGGCCACGCCGACUGGUCACAUCUACCUGUCGACUUACGCCAGCAUCUGGAAUACUUUUGCGAAAACGUUACGCACUAUCAUUACUGCAUGCUUACUGACGCCCAAGACUUCUUCCGUGUCAUUUUGCCAAAUGUUGCUCUGCAAAACGAAGCUCUGCUGUAUGCAAUCGUCGGAUUUGCUGCGUAUCAGCGUACGCUGCAGGACCCUAAUGGCAAAAUGGAGGAGUUUUUGAAGUACUACAACAAGAGUGUUAUCCUGUUGUUAAACUCGCUGAAGAGAAAGGAGAAGCAUAAUGUCGGCAUGCUUCUGACGGUUCUGCAGCUCGCCACGAUCGAGGAGUACUUGGGUGACUGGAUCAACCUCAUGGGGCACCAAAAGGCCGCAUUCGAGAUGCUGACGCAUCUCUUCACACCAGAGACGGCCAUCUCGGACGAGGCCGAUAGGCUACACUGGAUGCUGGAGGCGGAGUCAGGCCGUCUACGAGUCAUUUCGAGAGAGAUGUCGACUCUGUUUGCGCGAGGCAGCAGAGGCCAGAUCUCGCCAGAAGACUUCGCGGCCGAACACGAACGAAUCCAGAAGUCGCUUCAGGGCUGGAAAGACGGCUGGGAUCAUGCACUCACCGAUCCUUCUCGCCUCGUCACGGACUUCAGCCACGCACGAGCCAUGAAUGACGACGAUAUUGUAGACCCCUUCGCCCCGGGAGUUUUGUACGACUUUCCGAUUUUCCCUACGACGUUGCUCACCGGCGAAUUCAACUCCACAAUGAUGAUGCACAAAUGCCAGUCAUCAACGACUGAUAGGGGGCAGCUAUACGAAGAAUUGAGAGGUCACGCAUACGCCAUCUGCCAGAUCUUCGAGGCUGUGGAAGAGUGGCCGUCAAGUCCAAAGGGCAGCCUAAUCAACAUCCAGGCCUGCAUCGCGCUUGCGGCACUAUUCCUACCUCAGGAUGCCAAGCAUCACGCCUGGGUCAGACGAAAGUUUGCACUGUUAGAGACCAUGGGGUACAUACAUCCGGUUACGCUUCGUACCAAGAUGGCGGAGAUGUUCCACGAGCCAUCUUGCGUGCGGUGGUGGCUUCCCAACGACGAAGGCUACAGCCGGAUUCUGCAGAACGUUCGUACCUUUGCCGACGAGCGAAAUGCAAACGCUGUCUCCGCCCAGGCGGAAAACCUCCGCGAAGUCCGUCACAUCUUUGCCAAAAUGCAAAUGGCUGAAGAAAACGUGGCUCCGGCUGGGUAG
Messenger RNA from Colletotrichum spaethianum, 1806 nucleotides. RefSeq lists its product as uncharacterized. The transcript is spliced from 5 exons. Gene Ontology annotation, cellular component: nucleus. Lineage: Eukaryota; Fungi; Ascomycota; Sordariomycetes; Glomerellales; Glomerellaceae. Gene Ontology annotation, biological process: positive regulation of transcription by RNA polymerase II. The record is from RefSeq and is a predicted model, not a curated record. The coding region runs from base 1 to 1806 and encodes 601 amino acids. Gene Ontology annotation, molecular function: DNA-binding transcription factor activity; transcription cis-regulatory region binding.